AGUAGGGGGAGGAGCCGUGGGAUUGUUUUUUGCUCAGCAGGCCGACCCCAUCGUGCGGAGGUGGCCACAGGCGCUGAGGUUGGGUUUGCUGCACCCUAGUAGGUAGGCGCUGCCGUUCGUCGCUGCCCGCCAGUCGGCGGGGGCCCCACCUUCUGCCUCUUCUUCACGUGGCGGGCACUGUCGGCCGCUGGAACCGUCUUGGUUCCUCUGGGUAGGUCUUGCCGCAGGUUUCGCGCAGAUUUAUUUAUUUAUUUUAAGAGAGCCUGUGCAUCCGAGCUCGGGGAGGGGCAGAGGGAGAGGAAGAAUCCUUAAGCAUUUUACCUGCUUUGCGUGGAGUCUGUUCCAAGUCUUGAUGUCAGGACCCUGGAGAUCACAACGUGAAACAAAACCAAGAGUUGGACGCUCAACCAACUGAUCCACCCGGGUAGUAUAGAUCAUCAGUAGAAAAACUUCCUGAAAGAAGAAAUUGUUCAAGAGAAAUUUGAAGGUAGCAAAACGGAAGAGGAAGAAUUGACAACAGAUGCAGAGGAUAGUAUGGAAAUAUUACCCUAGGCAACAGAACCGCAGCACUGAAAAAAACAGACAAAAACCUCCUGCCCAUGUACAACUACAGCUGAUGAUGUCUUCCAGUUUCAAUUUAUUUAGAGUGGGCAUCUCUUUUGUCAUGAUGUGCAUUUUUUGUAAGUCAGCAGUAGGCUCUCUAUCAGAACUGAGUCCUCAGAAAUAUUUCAGUACAUUACAACCAGGAAAAGCCUCCUUAGCUUAUUUUUGUCAAGCUGAUUCUCCAAGAAACUCUGUAUUUCUUGAAGAAUUGAAUGAGGCUGUUAAACCUCUCCAGGACUAUGGAAUUUCAGUUGCAAAGGUUAAUUGUAUCAAAGAAGAAACAUCAAGAUACUGUGGAAAAGAGAAGGAUUUGAUGAAAGCAUAUUUAUUCAGGGGCAACAUCUUACUUAGAGAAUUCCCUCCUGAUACUCUUUUUGAUGUGAAUGCCAUUGUUGCUCAUGCUCUCUUUGCUCUUCUUUUUAAUGAAGUAAAAUAUAUUUCCACUCUGGAAGACCUUCAGAACAUAGAAAGUGCUCUGAAAGGAAAAGCCAACAUUGCAUUCUCCUACGUAAGAGCCAUUGGAACACCAGAGCACAGAGCAGUCAUGGAAGCUGCUUUUGUAUAUGGGACUACAUACCAGUUUGUUCUAACCACGGAAACUGCCCUUUUGGAAAGUAUUGGCACUGAGGAUAUUGAAAAUGCACAUCUCUACUUUUUUCAUUGUAAACAAGUCUUGGAUUUGACUGAGCAAUGUAGAAGAACACUGAUGGAACUACCACUGACUACGUUGAAUAUACAUCGAUUUAUUAAGACAAUGGAAGCUCCUCUUCUGACCGAAGUUGCUGAAGACCCUCAACAGGUUUCAACUGUUCAUCUCCAACUAGGAUUACCACUGGUUUUUAUUGUUAGUCAGCAAGCGACAUAUGAAGCUGAUAGAAGGACUGCAGAAUGGGUUGCUUGGCGCCUUCUGGGGAAAGCAGGAGUUCUACUCUUGUUAAGGGACUCUUUGGAAGUGGACAUUCCUCAGCAUGCUAACGUGGUCUUCAGAAGAGCAGAAGAGGGAGUGCCAGUGGAAUUUUUGGUCUUACAUGAUGUUGAUUUAAUAAUAUCCCGUGUGGAAAGUAAUAUGCACAUUGAAGAAAUACAAGAAGAUGAAGAUGAGGACAUGGCAAGUCCAGAUAUGGAUAUUCAAGAUGAUGAAGUGGCAGAAACUGUUUACAGAGAUAGGAAGAGACGGUUGCCUUUGGAACUCACGGUGGAACUGACAGAAGAGACUUUUAACACGACAGUAGUGGCUUCUGAUAGCAUAGUGCUUUUCUAUGCUGGUUGGCAAGCUGUAUCCAUGGCAUUUCUGCAGUCCUAUAUCGAUUUGGCAAUUAAAUUAAAAGGCACAUCCACUAUGCUGCUUGCUAGAGUGAACUGUGCAGAUUGGUCUGAUUUAUGUACUAAGCAAAAUGUUACUGAAUUUCCUGUUGUGAAGAUGUAUAAGGAAGGUGAGACCCCGGUGUCUUACACUGGAAUGUUAGGAACCGAAGAUCUCCUAAAAUUUAUCCAGCUCAACAGGAUUUCAUGCCCAGUGUACAUAACAUCGGCCCAAGAAGCAGAAGAGUAUUUAAGUGGGGAAUUACAUAAAGACCUGAUCUCCUACUCUAGUGUGUCAGUGCUGGGACUGUUUAGCCCAAACAUGACAACAGCGAAAGAAGAUUUCAUUGAAGCAGGAAACUGCCUAAAAGGAUAUGUUAUCACUGGAAUUUAUUCUGAAGAAGAUGUUUUAAUACUGUCAAAUAAAUAUGCUGCAACCCUUCCAGCCCUGCUGCUGGCCAGACACAAAGAAGGCAAAACAGAGAGCAUUCCAUUAGCUAACUCCCCUGCACAAGACAUAGUUCAAAUAAUAACAAAUGCAUUACUGGAAACAUUUCCAGAGAUCACUGUGGAAAAUCUUCCCAUUUAUUUAAGACUUCAGAAACCAUUACUUAUUUUAUUCAGUGAGGGCAGCAUAAAUCCUCAGUAUAAAAAAGCAGUAUUGACACUGGCAAAAGAUAAACACUUGGAUUCACUUACCCCCUGCUGGUUAAAUCUAAAGAAUACUCCUGCAGGACGAGGAAUCUUACAGGCAUAUUUUGACGCUCUGCCUCCCCUUCCUCUUCUGGUUGUGGUCAAUCUGCACUCAGGUGGCCAAGUAUUUGCAUUUCCAUCAGACCAGGCUAUCACAGAACAAAACCUUUUAUUGUGGCUGAAGAAACUAGAAGCAGGACUUGAGAGUCAUAUAACAGUUUUACCUGCUCAGGAAUGGAAACCUCCUCUUCCUGCUUAUGAUUUUCUAAGUAUGAUGGAUGCUGCAGCAUCUCACCAUCCCACAAGGAAAGAUCCCGAGUGUACAAAAGAAACAGAUGCAUCAGAGAAUGAUAAAAAACAGGAAGACAAAUCAGCAAUCAGAAAAGAACCAAUUGAAACACUGAGAAUAAAGCAUUGGAAUAGAAGUAAUUGGUUUAAAGAAGGAGGAAAAUCAUUUAGGCAUGAUAAUAAAGAGUUAUGAGCUGGUUUCCUAGGGCUGUGGAGAGCUUUACAAAGUCUUUUUAGUUUAUAUGAUAGACUGAGGAAUUUAUUAAAUAAUACUAAAUCAUUUCAAGUUUCUAGACCAGUUUUGGCCAAUGAAAAUAUGUGAGCCAUAGAUGUUACUUAGAAUUUUCUAGUAGCACAUUUUAGAAAAAAGUAAAAAUGCACAGGUGAAAUUAAUCUUAAUAUUUCAUCCAGUAAGUAUGCUAAAAUAGCUCAGUUAACAUCAAAAUGAUAAUAUUUUACAUUCUUUUUUUUUCUGGCAAGUCUUCAAAAUGCAGUGGAUAUUUUACCCUUCCUGUACAUUUCACUUCAGAGCAGCCACAUGUGGCUAGUGACUGCUGUGACUAGUGACUGGUAUACUUAAUUUAACUUAGUUCUAGCCAUGAAUUAGAAUAAAAAUGCAACUCUGUUUUAAUCAUGGUUGGCUCCACAAUGGUAUCACACAUCUGGAAACUGUAUUUGUUCUGUUGUAGAUAUGAUGUUAAAACCAGUGUUUUUAAACCAGGGAGCAGUUUUGCCCCCCAGGGGACAUUUGGCAAUGUCAAGAGACAUUUUUGCUUGUCAUGACUAGGGGUAUUACUGGCAUCUAGUGGGUAGAGGCCAGGAAUGCUGCUAAACACCCUGUCAUGCUUUGGACAGCCCCUCACAACAAAGAACUGUGCUGCCCAAAUGUCAGUAGUGCCAUGGUUGGGUAACCCUGUGUUAAACUAGCCUGUGGUAGAAUGUUCUUCUUCUGCUCGGUUAUGUCUGGAAAAAAUCUUGAAUGUUAGAGAUAAAUAUUAUCUGGACACAACCAUAUCUUUUUUUUUUUUUUUAAAGAUCUUAUUUAUUUAUUUGACAGAGAUCACAAGUAGGCAGAGCAGCAGGCAGAGAGA
This is a messenger RNA of Lutra lutra (Eurasian river otter), 3977 nucleotides long. RefSeq names its product thioredoxin domain containing 16 (gene TXNDC16). The transcript has 22 exons. The record is from RefSeq and is a predicted model, not a curated record. The coding region runs from base 521 to 3079 and encodes 852 amino acids. Lineage: Eukaryota; Metazoa; Chordata; Mammalia; Carnivora; Mustelidae.